AUGAGCCUUCGUUUCUUGUCGUCCGCCAGCGCUGCCGUCCGUCGCCUCUUCCGAAGAACUCCGACCCAUCUUUGUGCUCCCUCUUUCCUCCACCUAGUUAGAGGCAGCAGUAGCUCACCAGGGUCGAGUGGAGCCGACGAUUCCGAUAUCGAACUGCCGCCUCCGCCCACGGACUGCUGCAUGAGCGGCUGUGCCAACUGCGUCUGGGUCGUGUACGCCGAGGAGCUGGCAGAGAUAUACAGGGACGGUGGGCGAGCGGCGGAGAAGGUUCUAGAAACAAUCCAGGAUCCAAGUCUCCGGAUAUUUCUCAGUCUUGAGCUGAGGGAGCGACUGAAACCAAGCCAAGACUAG
Molecule: messenger RNA, 351 nt
Organism: Geodia barretti
Lineage: Eukaryota; Metazoa; Porifera; Demospongiae; Tetractinellida; Geodiidae
Source: the annotation of a GenBank genome assembly